This is a messenger RNA of Teleopsis dalmanni, 427 nucleotides long. RefSeq lists its product as uncharacterized. The record is from RefSeq and is a predicted model, not a curated record. The transcript is spliced from 2 exons. Lineage: Eukaryota; Metazoa; Arthropoda; Insecta; Diptera; Diopsidae. The coding region runs from base 36 to 356 and encodes 106 amino acids.
CUUCAGUUUUGAGAAAAGUUCUGUCGAAGCACAAAAUGAAGUUAUGGACUUACUGCAUCUUCCUGAGUCUGCUGUUGAAUGGAUUCAUGUUUGUCAAUGCCGCCGUUGACAAAUAUGACGUGAUUAAUUUGUUAAUUGACUUAGGGGUUCCUGUGAAAAGGGCAGUUGAAAUAGCUGAGGAAUCUGAAAAUAACCUGAAGGAAAUAUAUGAAAUUUUAUUGGAAAUACCAAAACCAAAAAAAGCCGCUUCACUUACUUCACUUACUCCAGCUACUCCAACUACAACAACGCCACGAGAUGAAGAUAACGACGACGACAGCUUUUUUGAAUUAAUUUUUGAUUGGUUUGAUUGCUGAAAUUGGAAUUAGUUUGUAUUGUAAAAAACAUUUAAAAACACUGACAAAUAUUAAUAAAUAUAAAAAUAACA